Molecule: messenger RNA, 4228 nt
Organism: Xyrauchen texanus (razorback sucker)
Lineage: Eukaryota; Metazoa; Chordata; Actinopteri; Cypriniformes; Catostomidae
Product: ataxin-2-like
Exons: 24
Coding region: 362-3574 (1070 amino acids)
Biological process (GO): cytoplasmic stress granule assembly
Cellular component (GO): cytoplasmic stress granule
Molecular function (GO): RNA binding
Source: RefSeq, a predicted model, not a curated record
GCAGAAGCACCGCGUGAAUUGUGUACAGUACUGAUGAUGUCGCACUUAAAAUCGCCAACAAAAUAAUAAGAACUACCAAGUUGGUAUUUUUAUAGACAUCAAAAGCAUAUUGAUCGCCCGCGCGUUGGUUUUAAAACAAGCUUUUUUGUCUCCGUGGAGAAGGAAAUAAAUCAGCAACGCUAUCUGAAGUAGCAGCGUUAGUGGACUUGAAUUACUGGAGGAGUCGCUUUACACGUUGGCUGUCACUAGAUCGACUGACUGCCAGCUAACACGUCAAAUACCAUAUUCCGCACUCGUCCGCGGUGGGUAUCGUUUUUCAAAAGGUCUGAAAACUGCUCAAGUUGUAUUUUAUGGGCUCACCAUGUCCAUGAAGCCGCAGGCCGGUGGUAAUCGCAAACCCGGCGGAAGCAACAGCGGAGCCGCUGCGGCCUCUGGCACCGGGGGAGCCGGCGGACGCCAGAACAUUGGCAGAGGACGCAACAAUGCCAAAGGGCCCUCCAUGGCAGAGGCCUUUAGUGGCGUUUAUGCAAACAUGAGGAUGGUUCAUGUUUUGACCUCGGUUGUGGGAACCAAAUGUGAACUUAAGGUCAAAAACAGCCUGAUCUAUGAAGGAGUUUUUAAAACAUAUGGCCCAGAGUGUGAAAUUGUCCUGGAUGCAGCACACAAGAAAGGUCUAGAGCCUUGCAUGGGCCCACGCCGUGAGGAUAUUGUGGAGAGCAUCAUCUUCAAAUCCUCAGAUGUAGUGGUGGUGCAUUUUAAAGAUGUGGACCCCAACUAUGCCAAGAAAGUCUCAUCAGAUGCAGACAACUUUACAGACAGUGCGGUCAGUGCUCGUCUGAACGGAGAGCACAAAGAGAAAGAUCUGGAGCCCUGGGAUGGAGGAGAGCUGCACGUCUCGGGCAGUCUGGAAUCUCUCGACACAGACCUGUCAAAUGGUUGGGAUCCUGAUGAGAUGUUUAAAUACAAUGAGGAAACGUAUGGUGUGAAGUCCACCUAUGACAGCAGCUUAUCAUCCUACACGGUCCCCUUGGAGCGAGAUAGCUCUGAGGAGUUCCUCAAGCGUGAGGCUCGUGCAGCACAGCUGGCAGAUGAGAUCGAAGCCAGUGCCACCUACAAAGCCCGCGUGGCACUGGAGAAUGAUGACCGCUCCGAGGAAGAGAAAUACACUGCUGUGGUUCGUGGAGAGAGAGAACUUCACAGCCUCAACAGGGAGAACAAAUACAUUCCCCCUAGUCAGAGGAACAGAGAACCAGGGAUAUCAUGGGGAGCUGGUCGUCAAAACUCACCCAGAUUGGUUCAGUGUAGCCCUGGGCCUCCUACUCCCAGAUCGGGACCUCACGACUACAACACAAUGGAUCAGCGUGUGGUCAAUGGAGGUGCUCACCCUUGGCCUGCACGCUGCCCAUCUCCCUCUUCUCGCCCUCCAUCCCGUUACCAGUCAGGCCCCAUCAACUCUCUCCCACCCCGGGCGGCCACACCCACCCGGCCUCCCUCCAGACCCCCAUCCAGGCCCUCUCGGCCCAUGUCUCAUCCCUCUGCACAUGGCUCCUCAGGGCCCAUGUCCAUCAUGCCUAAACGCCUGUCCUCAGAAGGUCCUCCUAGAAUGUCCCCCAAGUCACAGCGGACCCCUAGACCUCAUAGAGUGGCCUCAUGUAGAGGUGGUGGGCCUUCUACAGUGGAUUUCAUGUCCCAAGGUGCAUCAGUGGAGGUUUCGACUCCCCCUUGUGCUCGCAACAGCCCUUCCGGAGGAACCUGGUCAUCUGUAGUCAGUGGUGCAAACAGACCUCGUUCUCCUCGUCAGAGUAGCGUUGGCGGAGGCACUCCAAGCCCCUCCUCCUUGUCUUCCCCUCAGGCUGGCACAGUGCCAGUAGACUCUGUUACAGUUUCCACAACAGUGACGUCACCCACAGCAGCAAACCCAGCUACCAACAUGGAAGCAUCUCCAAUAGAAGAGGGACCUCCCAGCAUGGCUCCAGACCACAGGAAACAAAUAGAUAAUUUAAAGCAAUUCAGUGUAGAUUUUAGGUUGCAAUCUAGCUCAAAUCCAGAUCCAGUAUAUGAGUCCAUGGUGACCAAACCUCUGUGGGACCUAGCAGAAAAGUCAAAGGAUCAACCAGCUGAGAAGAGUGCAGUUGAUGGACCCAAAGUCUCCAUGGAGUCCUGCGUUAGUAAAGAAGCCUCUUCUCCAGUACCUGUGAGUGCUGCCCCAACAAGAAAUAAAUCUCGUACCCCUUCACUAUCUCCCUCAUCUGCUGUAGCAGAGCAGAAACAAGGGCCUGAUGUGACAUCUCAGGGUGUUCAGACCACCUCGCCUCUGGCCAGUGCCGCUGCAAAAGACAAAGAUGACAGGGAGGAAAAGAACGACCCUGUAGCAGAGAGUGUUAGAAAAUCUACUCUCAACCCCAACGCCAAGGAGUUCAACCCGAGAGUUUUUUGCUCCCCUCCCAAACCAGCAACAACUCCCACUCUGACCCGGCCCCAGGGUCAGCCCAGCCCUUCCAUAGUAGUGCAGCAGCCCCCUACCAUCUAUGGCCAGACCAUGUUCCAGAUGUACCCACUGACCCCUGUCAGUCCUGGUGUACAGAAAAGCAUUAUCUGGAAGCCUCCAGCGAUGUACCAUGUUCAGGUUCCACAUAUGACCAUGAGCCAGAACAAGCCCUAUAGACCAGGUAAAGUACCGAACAUGCCCCAGCAAAGACCAGACCAGCAUCACCAACCUGGCACGUCUACAAUGAUGCAUCCAGCGACAGCUGCCGGUCCGCCUAUUGUGGCACCAAAUCCAGCAUAUUCCGCCCAGUACUUUACUUGUAGCCCCCAGCAGUUUGCUAGUCAGCCGCUGGUACAACAGAUGCCGCACUAUCAGUCCCAGGCCCAGCAUAUGUUUAGUCAAGUGAUUCAGGGUGGUGCGAGGAUGAUCACCUCUCCUGCCCACGCUCAGCCCAGCCUGGUCUCUUCCUCCACCACUCAGUAUGGUGAGCAGACGCAUACAAUGUAUGUGUCACCAAACCCCAUUCCGCAGCAAUUUUCCCACUCAAACGCCACCCUGCACCACCAUCCACAACACCCUCAGCCCUCUGCCACCCCAACAGGACAACCUCAACAGGGUACCCAGCAUGGAGGCAGCCACCCGGCUCCCAGCCCUGUUCAGCAGCACCAGGUGGCCGCUGCAGCAGCCCAGUCCAUGCACCUGGCCAACCAACAACAGCAGCAGAUGUAUUCUGGCCUGGCUCACACACCGCCAUCUAUGACCCCCGGCCCCAACCCUCAGUCCCCUCAAGCCAGCUUCCCCUCUGCCCAGCAGGCUGUAUACAUCCACCCCCAGCAGGUGCAGCAUGGGUACAACCCUAACCAUAUGGCUCAUGUGCAGCAGGCCCACAUGCAGUCAGGGAUGGUGCCUCAACAUCAUGGCACUACAUCCCACCCCCCCACCAUGAUGUUGAUGGCAACACAGGCACCUGCUGGCCACCAGCCGGCGCUGCCCCAGGGCACUCUUAAUCACAUCCCAGUGUCCUCAGCCACACACUACUCCUAUACGCUCACCCCUGUGCAAACUCACCAUCAACAGCAGCUAUAGAGGACAAAGAUCAGAGAACUUCAGUUGAGUGGAGUGGCACCUGAUCCUUGCUGAACCAUCUGGCCCCGCCCACCACCUACUAGCCAACCAAUCUUUCUCUUUCUUUAAACACCCCGAAUAGAGCCACUGACCAAGAGAACCUCAGUUAUGCUGUUCAACUGCUACCCACCACCAGAAAUGCUAACAGGCAAAGAUGUGGCAAACUGUGUCUUUUAAAAAAGUUUUAACGAGGAAUCAUUUUCCACAUGUUUCAGUUACACUAGAACUUUUGCAGUGAGUCCUAACAAUAACAAAAAGCCCUGAUGAGUGAAAAAAACUGUGCAUAUAUAACUGGAACAUUUCAUCUGCACCUUCUAAGGUAAUGAUAAUUCUUCCGUAUAUUGACAGUAUUAACAUUACUGUUACAUGCUGCUGCUAUACCUGUGCUCAAGACCUUGGGGUAAAUCAACACAGACACAAUGAAAAGGUUCUAAACAAACUAAACACAAGAGAAACUUCCAUUUAAUAAAGAUGUUUGGCCAAAAAAAAAAAUGCAGAUAAAUUAUUUAUUAAUUUAAUCUGAUGGCAAAACCCCACUAGACUUGGCCGUUGUAAAACUGUUAAGUUAAAAUAACUUUUACUUUGUAGAUAAUAUAAAUGAAUUUAAAAAUAAAA